AUGCACUUUACACAAAAUCUUAAUUGUAAAGGUCGAUCUAGAAAAAUGGGAAAAGCGAAGAAAACAAGAAGGUUUGCCGAGGUUAAACGCUUAUUAAAUCCUAACGAUUCAAGAUUGCCACAAGUAGCCUCUUCUUUAUUCUUUAAACAUAAUACAGCUUUAGGACCACCCUAUCAAAUUUUAGUGGAUACAAAUUUUAUUAAUUUUUCAAUUCAGAAUAAAUUAGAACUUGUACAGGCUAUGAUGGAUUGUCUUUAUGCUAAAUGUAUUCCAUGUAUAACGGAUUGUGUAAUGGCUGAAUUGGAAAAAUUAGGACCGAAAUACAGGAUUGCGCUUCGUGUCGCGCGUGAUUCAAGAUUUGAAAGACUACCUUGUACUCACAAAGGAACAUAUGCUGAUGAUUGUUUGGUACGGCGAGUGAUGCAGCACAAAUGUUAUAUUGUAGCAACGUGUGAUAAAGAUUUAAAACGUCGUAUUCGUAAAAUUCCUG
Cetraspora pellucida is the source of this 490-nucleotide messenger RNA. Lineage: Eukaryota; Fungi; Glomeromycota; Glomeromycetes; Diversisporales; Gigasporaceae. The record is from the annotation of a GenBank genome assembly.